AUGUUGGAAUCAAAAAAAUAUUUUCCAUCAUCGUCUCGAGCCAAAUUGGCUGACCUGAAAUCAACAGUAGAUUUAUUGACGUCGAUAACAUUUUUUCGUAUGAAAGUACUGGAGUUAGCGAGUCCUCCACGCGCUUCUAAUGUUGUGAGUGAAUGUGCGAAAGCGUGCAUGCAGGCUACAUAUCAGCUGAUGUUUGAAAGUUGCUGUGAGGAUGGUGGUCCCUCAGCAGAUAGUGUAAAAUUCUGGUUUGACUUCCUGGAUUACAUGAUGAGAGUGAUCGAAGACGACAAAAAUAUCUACACUCCUGUCCUGAAUCAGUUCCCACAGGAACUGAAUGUUGGCAACCUAUCGGCAGCAACAUUAUGGCAGUUGUAUAAGACUGAUUUACAGAUGGCAUUGGAAGAACAUGCACAGACAAAAAAAUGUUCAACACCUGAAUACAUGAAUCUAUAUUUCAAGGUGAAGGGGUUUUAUUUCAAGUAUGUUGCUGAUUUGCCCCAAUAUAAAGCUUCGAUUCCGGAAUUUCCUGCUUGGUUCAUACCAUUUGUAAUGGAUUGGCUGAAUGAGAAUGAUGAACAUUCCAUGGACAUACUCAGAAAUGCGUAUAAUCGUGAUAAAAGUGAUAAUUUUCCACAAACAUCAGAGCACACAAAGUUCUCAAAUUCCGUUGUUGAUGUUUUUACACAACUUAAUGAAGCUCUUAAACUGCUCAAACAAAUGGACUGUCCAAAUCCAGAAGUGUAUGCAGAUAUGAUGAAACGAUUUUCAAAAACGCUCAACAAAGUAUUGCUUGCAUAUGCAGAUAUGGUACAAAAAGAUUUUAGCAAAUUUGUUGUUGACGAAAAACUUGCUUGCAUACUAAUGAACAACGUGCAACAACUUCGAGUCCAAUUAGAGAAAAUCUACGAGAACAUGGGUGGACCGAGUCUUGAUCCAGCAGCUAAUACCGUCUUGACCAAUUUGCAGAAAAAACUGAAUUCUGUUUUGGAUAAAUUGUCAGGACAAUUUGUAGAAAGCUUAAUUCCGAAUAUUCAUGAGCAAAUGAACAAAUUGGGUGUCAUUCUUGCUAAAAUAAAAGGACCACAACUACCGAAGAACCAGCUAGUUGGUGAAGUGGACACAGUGCUUGAACCGUUGAUGGAAUUACUAGAAGAUAAACUACAAGACUACGCAUCGCAGUGUGAGAAAACGGUCCUCAAGUAUUUGUUAAAGGAGCUAUGGCGAGCUACAAUAGCAAGCAUGGAGAAAUUAGUUGUUUUACCACCACUUGAUAACAAAGCGAUUUUGAAGCAGUUACCAAAUGCAAAGAUUGGUGAUAUGACAAAGUUGAUGUCGAGUCACUUAAAAGAAGUGAAAAGUAUGAGUUCGGUUAAAGAAAUGAUGGAUAUUGCUCGGGAGUACGAGCGGUCGUUGACACCAAAACAAUGCACAGUACUGGACGCAGCGCUGGAUGCAGUGAAGGAAUGUUUCCAUGCAGGUGGGCAAGGGCUGAAAAAAUCAUUCUUCGAGAAAUCUCCCGAGCUUCAGUCGCUGAAAUAUGCUCUUUCAUUGUAUACCCAAACCACUGAACAACUCAUCAAAACAUUUAUCACAAGUCAAAAACAACAAGAUCUGCCAUCACAAGAACAACCCGUAGGAGAGGUAAGUGUUCAGGUGGAUCUCUUUACGCAUCCCGGCACAGGCGAGCAAAAAGCGACAGUGAAAAUCUUGGCAGCAAAUGACCUCAGGUGGCAGACUGCAAGUGUGUUCAAACCCUUUGUUGAAGUACAUCUGCUUGGUCCACAUUUAGCCGAUAAAAAGCGAAAAAUGGCUACGAAAUCAAGAAGUGGUAAUUGGGCUCCCAAGUUUAACGAAACAUUUCACUUUUUUCUUGGAAACGACGGUGAGCCUGAGCACUGCGAAUUAAUGUUCCAAGUAAAAGAUUACUGCUUCGCUCGUGAAGAUCGGAUCGUUGGAGUUGGGGUGUUACAAUUGGCUAAUAUAGUAGAACAAGGAUCAUGUGCUUGUUGGGUCCAACUUGGUCGGCGAUUUCAUAUCGAUGAAACUGGUCUCAUUCUGCUCAGGAUAUUAAGUCAGCGCCAAACGGAUGAGAUAGCCCGAGAAUUUGUACGUUUAAAAUCUGAGUGUCGGUACGAAACUGAAUCAACGAUUGCUGCUUCAGUUAGCAAUCAACAAUUAGCUGGUAGGGCCAGCUGGUCCAGGUAA
This is a messenger RNA of Thelazia callipaeda (thelaziosis nematode), 2205 nucleotides long. Lineage: Eukaryota; Metazoa; Nematoda; Chromadorea; Rhabditida; Thelaziidae. The record is from the annotation of a GenBank genome assembly.